CUUCAAACUGUCACCGCAUGACCUUCGACUUACUUGAACUUAAGUCCUUCCUUAAUUCCUUGCGGAAGGCCAUUGAAACAUGUUCAGAAUACGAUAUAAUACCUCAUAUAGACGAAGGAGAUCAUACACUUUUGUCCAUUUGUAAUGAUGCAUUUGGGAUAUGUAAGUGUACAACAACUAUCAUCUUUGGUGUAUACGAAUCAAAUACAUCGGAACCUAAUUCUGAUGAUUUGCUGAAUUAUCUUCUGCUAGUAUCUCCUAACACAACAACAUUCUGGAACUUCAAGCGUAAAGCUCUAUUAAACAACGAAUUAUCAGUCGAUCCAGAACUAAGGUUCACUCAAUUGAUUCUAAACAAGUAUCCUCGCUCAUACGAGACUAUAUUUCACCGUCAAUGGAUUAUUCACCGUUACAAUUAUCUAAAUGAUCACAAGUUUCUAUUAUCUGAAUUGGAGUUAUGUAAUAAAUUUGCGGACAAAUAUCGUUGUAAUUAUGGUUUAUGGCAAUACCGUCGGUUUUUACUAUUACAUCAACAAAAUCCUGAGAUAUAUAAGAUAGAAUUGGAUAAUUUAAAUGUUUGGUUAGCAAAACACCCAACUGAUAUAAGUGGUUGGAGUUAUUUAGAAAGUGUCCUUGAUGGAUUAGUGAGUCAAUCUAUGGUUGUCUCAUUAUCUCCAAUAUCAGAUGAUCAAAAACUACUGUUAGAAAACUCAACAAGGAUUAUCCAAAGUUAUUUUGAAAAAGUACAUGACAUUCUAGAACUUUAUCCUGAACGUGAAUGUGUAUGGAUGUUUAGAAGACGGUUGAUUACAUUCUGGAUCCAACUAAAUCGUCAUAAAUCUUCAUACAAUUCCAAUGAAAGCAUCAUGAAAUUACUUAGUCAAGUGGAACCUUUACUUCCUAAAACAUCAGAUAUUAUUACACAAUUAAAAUCAUCUAAAAUAUAUUUUACGGGAUUUUCUUUCAAUGAAUUCUUAAAUUGGUCAUAUAGAAAUAAUCUAUGCGAAGAACCAUCUACAUUAAAGUGGACUGAUAUGCUUUCUUGGCGAUAUUUAUUUUGGUUAUCCGAAUAUUUAUCGAGUUUACUUAAAAAAUUAGAAUUGAUCAGUUAAAACAUUUUGCUACUUAUAAUUAGUAAGUAGUAUGAUUUCCAGUUGUAAAGUUUUGCAUCUUGCAUUGAGAAUCAGCGUUGGUAUUGUUAACCUAUUUUGUAAUACUUAUGUAUUUUCUAUAGUUUCUUUUCACUGAUUUAAUUUUUUUAAGCAUGAACUGUUGUUUUCAGUGUUUAUUUACUGUUUUUCUUCUGUUUGAUUGUGAUGAAUGAUGGGAAAGGUUAUUUUUUUCAAUAUAUCUUACCAACAAA
This is a messenger RNA of Schistosoma curassoni, 1363 nucleotides long. The record is from the annotation of a GenBank genome assembly. NCBI's taxonomy places the organism in Eukaryota, Metazoa, Platyhelminthes, Trematoda, Strigeidida, Schistosomatidae.